AUGCUUCUAGGUACGCUAGGAGCAACCAGGAGAGCCACUGUACAAAUCAUUAUGAACAUCUUACCAAAUAUGGUGCACGUUUCACCAGUACCAGCAUUUAGGACAACAAGUAUCAAGAAUGGUUCGAUGGUGGGUUAUCGAUGGAGGAUAACGGAUCAAUCAGAUAAUUGUGAUACAGAAACCAUGGACGACAAACAGAGAAAACGUAAACAGUUCAUUCAUCGGAAAGAAACCAUGGGCGACAUACAGAGAAAACGUAAACAGCUCAUUCAUCAGGUAUGCGCCGCCAUAAAGCCUGGUGACAACAAUUACCAUAGACCAGAAGAGAGAAGAGGAUUGCUAUAUAUCAAUAAAUAUCAAAUUGCUUACUGUCAGAUCCCUAAAGUUGGUAUAACUAAUUGGAAACGAAUUAUUCUUGUAUUGAUGGGGUAUAACAGUACAGUUGGCAUUAACCACCAUGUAAUCAAUCUUCGUGGAUUUCCAUCAAUUUCAAAAGAUGAAAGUCGUAAGCGACAUUGUACUUCAUUUUUAUUUGUCCGUCAUCCGUUUCAAAGACUGUUAUCUGCAUACAGGAAUAAAUUUGAAAUCCCAGAUUAUUAUGAUAUAGCGGAGGAAAUAGGUCGAAAAAUAGUCUCACAUUUACGUCCUAAUGCAUCAGCGUCUGUUAAAAACAGUUGGAAAAAUGUAACAUUCCCCGAAUUUAUACAAUUUCUGUUAUAUAUCUCAAACAAAAAUCGAUAUAAUUGGCACUGGGAUUUCCAACAUAAAUUAUGUGAGGUAUGUGAAUUUUCUUACGAUUUCAUUGGCCACUUUGAAAAUAUUGUGGAAGAAUCAAACUACCUUCUUCGCUCCAUUGGGAUUACAGACGUGUCCUUCCCUGAGUUCAGUACUCAUGCAACUAACAGUUCUAAUAUAAAUAUGUAUUUGAAAUAUUUCGCACAAGUCCCAGGAGAAGAUAUAAUUAAACUAUAUAAGUUAUAUGAAAUGGACUUUAAAUUAUUUGGAUAUCCAUUUCCUGAAGAACUUAUUAAGGAAUAG
Messenger RNA from Saccoglossus kowalevskii, 1038 nucleotides. RefSeq names its product carbohydrate sulfotransferase 11-like. Gene Ontology annotation, molecular function: sulfotransferase activity. NCBI's taxonomy places the organism in Eukaryota, Metazoa, Hemichordata, Enteropneusta, Harrimaniidae. Gene Ontology annotation, biological process: carbohydrate biosynthetic process. The record is from RefSeq and is a predicted model, not a curated record. Gene Ontology annotation, cellular component: membrane.